Messenger RNA from Gracilinanus agilis (Agile Gracile Mouse Opossum), 1736 nucleotides. It is a transcript of the gene USP12, whose product is annotated as ubiquitin specific peptidase 12. The record is from RefSeq and is a predicted model, not a curated record. Gene Ontology annotation, molecular function: cysteine-type deubiquitinase activity; cysteine-type endopeptidase activity. Lineage: Eukaryota; Metazoa; Chordata; Mammalia; Didelphimorphia; Didelphidae. The transcript is spliced from 9 exons. The coding region runs from base 76 to 1188 and encodes 370 amino acids. Gene Ontology annotation, cellular component: nucleus; cytosol. Gene Ontology annotation, biological process: protein deubiquitination.
CCCCCGCGCCCGGUGCUCGGAGCCCGGCGCUGCUGCCGCCGCCGCUGUGAUUGGGUGGAAGAUGGCGCUGGGCGGAUGGAAAUCCUAAUGACAGUCUCCAAAUUUGCUUCCAUCUGUACCAUGGGCGCCAAUGCCUCGGCUUUAGAGAAAGAGAUUGGUCCAGAACAGUUUCCAGUCAAUGAACACUAUUUUGGAUUAGUCAAUUUUGGAAACACCUGCUACUGCAAUUCAGUUCUUCAAGCACUUUAUUUUUGCCGUCCAUUUCGAGAAAAAGUUCUAGCUUACAAGAGUCAACCUAGGAAGAAAGAGAAUCUUCUUACAUGCUUAGCAGAUCUCUUUCACAGUAUAGCCACUCAGAAGAAAAAGGUUGGAGUAAUACCUCCUAAGAAGUUCAUAACAAGGUUACGAAAAGAAAAUGAACUUUUUGACAACUACAUGCAGCAAGAUGCACAUGAGUUUUUGAAUUACCUACUAAAUACAAUUGCUGAUAUUUUACAAGAAGAGAGAAAGCAGGAAAAGCAAAAUGGCCGUCUACCUAAUGGCAAUAUUGACAGUGAAAAUAACAACAGCACACCAGACCCAACUUGGGUUCAUGAGAUCUUUCAGGGAACAUUAACUAAUGAAACCAGAUGUCUUACUUGUGAAACUAUAAGUAGCAAAGAUGAAGAUUUUUUAGACCUUUCUGUUGAUGUGGAACAAAACACAUCAAUUACUCACUGCUUAAGGGGGUUUAGCAACACAGAAACUCUAUGCAGUGAAUACAAAUAUUACUGCGAAGAAUGUCGCAGCAAACAGGAAGCACACAAAAGGAUGAAAGUAAAAAAACUGCCCAUGAUUUUGGCACUGCACUUGAAGAGAUUUAAAUAUAUGGAUCAGCUUCACCGAUACACAAAACUUUCUUAUCGGGUAGUUUUUCCUUUAGAACUUCGACUAUUUAACACUUCAGGAGAUGCCACCAAUCCUGACAGAAUGUAUGACCUUGUUGCUGUUGUGGUUCACUGUGGAAGUGGUCCUAAUCGAGGCCAUUACAUUGCAAUUGUUAAGAGUCAUGAUUUUUGGUUAUUGUUUGAUGAUGACAUUGUAGAGAAAAUAGAUGCACAAGCUAUUGAAGAAUUCUACGGGUUGACAUCAGACAUCUCAAAGAACUCUGAGUCUGGUUACAUCCUCUUCUAUCAAUCUCGGGACUGAAUGGGAACUAUGGUGAAGAGAUAUUUUCUGCCUCAUUUCUUUGGUUAUUUUGGAAAGGAUCAAGCACUGAUUUUUCAAGAAAAGUGAAAUGCAGGAAGCUCAGGGGGCAGUAGCGCACUUUGCACACAACAAGCAAAGACUAUAGAUUAACAAGCCCUUCAUAUCAUGGUAGUUGAUUUAUUUGCUCAGGUAUCAUGCUGUCUGUACAGUUCCACGCAAGAAUAAUUUGAAAUCAGAGAUACCAGCUUCUCUUGUCAGAGUAGCCUUCCCAUAAUUGACAUGCAUUUUUUUCUUUGUUAUUUGCACCCAUAAAUUUGAAAGCCUUUGGGGUGCAGUAUAAAGAACAGGAACCUGUGCUAGAUUGUAUUGAUUAUUUAAAAAGAAGACACUGAAUACACUGCAUAAUUUAGCUUAUGUUCAGUUUGGAGAGCAUAUUCUGUGGUUUUCCAUUAAUAAACCAGAAAUAUUCUUGGGCCCAACACUUGUAGUUGCCUUCCUGACAUGCUAGACUAACAUGAUGAACUCCAUUGUCAGGGAGGCAAGUAUAU